AUGGCGGUAAUGCUCAAGUUGGCUGCUGAGCAGUACAAGACGUUGCCCAUUCUGGCCAACGAGUCUACCUGCUCAGGAAAGAUUUACAUUGUCACGGGUAGCAACAGCGGACUAGGUCUGGAGACUGCGCGCCAUCUCGUCGAGUUUAAAGCUGCCCGUGUCAUUCUGGGUGUCCGCAAUCUCACAGCGGGAGAAAAUGCAAAGAAGGAGAUUGAAAACACGACGGGUCGCAAGGGAGUGAUAGACGUGUGGCACGUUGACAUGGCCUCUUAUGCCUCUGUUCAAGCGUUUGCCAAGAAAGCAUCGACUGAACUAGACAGAAUUGAUGGCGUUGUCGCCAAUGCCGGAAUCAUGGUGGACCAGUGGGAGCCCGUCGAGGGCAUGGAGAGCGGCAUUCAGAUCAAUGUCGUGAGCACAUUGUUUCUCGGAGCCCUAAUGGUCCCCAAACUUAGCGAGGUUUCGAAAAAGUUCAACAUCAAGCCGACUUUGGUUUUCAUAGUCAGUGUUCUAGGCUACACGGCAAAGGCGGAGAUGGACAAGAAUCGCAAUGGCGAUAUUUUUGCCAACCUCAAUGACCAGAAGCGCGCCGACAUGGAUCAACGCUACGCUCUGACAAAGCUCGUGGAAGAGUUUGCCGUCCGCGAGUUUGCAAAGUUCUGCCCUGUGGAGCGCACAGGAGUAGUUAUUGCUCUUGUAGCACCCGGUCUCUGCUCGACUGGCCUAGGCAAGGAUGCGCGCACUUUUACCAAGAUCAUGCACGGCGGCAUCAAGGCCAUGAUGGCACGAACCGCCGAGGUGGGAAGCCGCACCAUCCUCCACGCCCUGAUUGUUGGCGAGGAAGGCCAUGGCAAGCUCUUGUCGGGGUGCAAGAUCAAGGAAUACUGGGUGCCCGACUGGAUCAGCAACUCCGAGGGCCAACAGUUGCAGCAACGCAUAUGGAAGGGCCUGGUCGACAAGCUAGAGAAGGUUCAGCCUGGCUCUAUUACACAGCUCUCAUAG
This is a messenger RNA of Pestalotiopsis fici W106-1, 999 nucleotides long. RefSeq lists its product as uncharacterized. Bases 1 to 999 code for a protein of 332 amino acids. The transcript is spliced from 3 exons. The record is from RefSeq and is a predicted model, not a curated record. NCBI's taxonomy places the organism in Eukaryota, Fungi, Ascomycota, Sordariomycetes, Amphisphaeriales, Sporocadaceae.